This is a messenger RNA of Ornithodoros turicata, 745 nucleotides long. RefSeq lists its product as uncharacterized. The coding region runs from base 23 to 577 and encodes 184 amino acids. Lineage: Eukaryota; Metazoa; Arthropoda; Arachnida; Ixodida; Argasidae. The record is from RefSeq and is a predicted model, not a curated record. The transcript is spliced from 4 exons.
CUUUCGGAACUUCGGAAGAGGCAUGGACGAUCGCAGAGGCACAAUGUCUGUUAAAAUUACAAAUGGCCGGGUCGACGGCAUGGUUAACCUGGCCGGGGACAUUCCACCGUCAAAGGUGCCAAGGGUCGACCUUGUGGCCCUCGCGGAGCAAAUCCAAACAGCGGACAGCUUUGUGCAGGCAAGCGUGUCCAACAAACUGUCCGUCAUCGUGGAACAGGUGAGGUUCCUCCAGAAGCAGGCACAGGCCAUCUUGGAAGAGGGCAAACGUAACGCGGAUCUGCAUCAUGCUGCCUGCAACUUCAAGAAGGUUCCUGGAUCGACGUACUAUCUCUACAGGAGGCAGACUGGCCAGAAAUACUUUUCCAUGAUAAAACCCGAGGAAUGGGGAACGUCCUGUCCGCACGAAUUCCUAGGAGGCUACAGACUCGAGUACGAUAUGUCCUGGACACCACUCAAAGACUUGGAGCGUUUCGAUCAAGAUAGGAACUGUGUCAGGCACAUUGCACAGCUAGUGCAGGGAGAGUUGGAACCAAUGGCCAUUGCAGAUUCCUUGUCAUCGUUUAAACAACAUAACUAGUCAAAAUAUAGUCGUAUAUGCUUUCUCAAAAUUUUAUGAGGGUAAAACCACGCUGUAUAUUAUGUACAUAAUGCAAAUGCUAAAGUGCGUCUUACUGUUUCGUGGCUUUCAAUGAUUAAUGCGGCCUGUUAUUAACGGUCAAUAAAAGUACCAGAACGUUUCAACUUA